Molecule: messenger RNA, 585 nt
Organism: Lagopus muta (rock ptarmigan)
Lineage: Eukaryota; Metazoa; Chordata; Aves; Galliformes; Phasianidae
Gene: XG
Product: Xg glycoprotein (Xg blood group)
Exons: 9
Coding region: 1-495 (164 amino acids)
Biological process (GO): T cell extravasation; positive regulation of neutrophil extravasation; homotypic cell-cell adhesion
Source: RefSeq, a predicted model, not a curated record
AUGGGGAAAUUCAGAAGCAUCUUUCUUGUCUUCCUUGGCUAUCUUCUAGUCCAUGUAAGAGGUCAACGUGACUUCGAUUUAGCUGAUGCUCUCGAUCACCCAGAUGAUAUAAUUACCAGGAAGCCCACAGUGAUCAGAAGACCAACAAGACCUCUGAUGAACAAUGAUCUGCAUUUAGGAGACGCGCUUGGUGGGGGUGACAUCCCAAGACAACCAUUAUACCCACCUCUUCCACCACGACCAGGAAGCCACAGUAAUACUGGAGGAUUUAACGAUUUCGAUCUCAUUGAUGGGAAGCCUUUACCACCACACAUUGCAGGAGAAGAAGGGCAUAAUUUCAAUCAUGGUGGAAGCACGGAUUCAGGAUUAAUAGCUGGAGUUACAUCUCCUAUAAUUUCUGCUUUUGUGAUAUUAGUUGUUGGAUCUAUUGCGGCCUACACAGCUUACAAGAACAACAAGCUUUGUUUCAAACCACGUGGUGGGGCCACGGUGUAAACUGCUGAAAUGAAAACCGUCCUCUGAUGACACACUCCUUUGGUUGGCGAUGUUCUGCCCACAGAUCUGACAUUUUUUCCAGCUUCAUAA